AUGAAAUAUUUUCAUGUUUACUUGACGUGUCUAAUAGUGUUACUUUUCGUGCACGGAACUGUAUCUACACUCCGUCAUCGAUAUUCCUUUUUUUUUGAUGCAGAUACUGCUAGUAAAAAAUCCGAAGAAAAUAACGGCGAGGAGACCUUCUCAUAUUGGAAAAAUGAUACGGUUCGUGUUAAAGAUUUCUCCGGUGUCUAUGAAUGGAAACUUGUCGUACCCACUCACAGUUUCUUAAAGACACUUGUAGAGUCGAGAAUUUUGCCACCCCAAGCUAUAAUGGAAGAGCCUGUUUCCUGGAAAAAAGAGUGGACGGCACGUAUUCAAAUUGCUUCAGAAAAUCUCGUUCAGGUUCCACCAUAUUUUAUUACUCCAUUGCCUGGACUACAUGUGGGAAUAUCGGUUAAAAAAGAGCAAAUAGUAUCAGCGUUUAAUCCAGUUAAGAAUUCGAAAAAAAGAUGGGAUUUUGUAAAUCAACAAGACAUGGUCGAUAUUUGUAAGUUUCUAGAUGUAAUAUUUGGAAUAUUUGCUUGUGGUCACAACGAGCAAUAUAGAAAAUUGAAGUACGACACAAUAGAUCUUACGAAAUCAAUUUCUAUAAUCGACGGCGAUGAAUCUAAAGCACAUGCUGUCGAUGACGAGCAUCAAUCACCUCCUUCAUUGUUUGAUUUUGUAAUAAAAUAUGAUGAUAAGCUGAACACGCCGAUAGUUGAUUUAAGGAUCGUUUGGUGGUGUCGUGAUCGCGACAUUGAGAUAGCCAAGAGUCAUAAACUUAACAACGAAAGAGUAGAGAUCGGUCUUUUCGAGCCACCAAUUGGUGAAGAUACGUUUUUCGGUUUAAGGACGGUGAUUGGACAAGACCAAAAUAGGAUAUUACCUACAAUGGUUACAGUUCAAUCAAAAAGUUUACAUUCAGAUACAUUUGAGUUUUAUUCUUACAUAGCACCCUCGCAAAGUUUUCACCCUAAAUUUCACACUUUUAUUACAACACCCAACAAACAAUCAACUAAAUCUUCAUCAUGUCAAAAUUAUAUAAUUCAUAUUUUACCAGAAUAUUUGUUCGUCGAUCCUUAUCAAGUUCAAGAGAUCUUUGAAAAAGAUCAAAUUGGAAUUUGGGGUGAAACAGAUUUAGAAAAACCUGUUGGGACAAUAGGAUCAAAGUGUGGGAGUGUAAUUUCAAUUAAAGAAUGGGAGAAAAAUGCGCUACGAGAAGAUGAUAAUGAGGUUAAUGAUGAGGGAAAAGAGACGUCAUUAGGAGUAACGGUAGUUGAAUCCAAGUUACCUAUUCACGUGCGAUAUCAACAACCGGUGGGUCCCGGGAUAUUUGAAAGUCGCAGUCAUAUACCCGCUUUCACGGCAUGGCCAAUGGUGGUGCAAUUAUGUCAUGACAAAAAUAAUUCAGAAGAAAAUAAUUUCAAAGAAUCACCAUUCGAAUCAACACCACUACCAAUAUCACUCAUUUUCCCAAAAAAUGAUACCAAGAAACUAAAAUAUUUUCUACCUGCACAAGAUUCACCAGGAUAUUUAUCGUCACGAUGGUAUUGGCCCGUCGAACGAUUGAAUAUACCAGUGGGCCAGUUGCAACAGUUGAGCAUCGUAAAAUGGUGGUCAUUGUUAGCCUCUACUUUGGGUUUUGUGUGUAUCGUAUGGGCUCUUGGUGAGGGAAUUCGGCUCGACUACCGAGAAAAAUAUGAUUUUCGACCAUUAAGCUUUUUCUUUGGUCCCAAUUAUGGGCAUGUUGAAGUACACUUGGGUGCCACAAAGAUUUUAGCAAAAGUCUCGUGUGAAGUCACACGUCCUUAUCCGGAUCGUGGGUCUGAAGGAAUAUUAAUAUUGAAUACAGAAAUUUCGCCAAUGGCCAUACCUAGUCUCGACAUUGGAAGACCUUCAGAAGAUGAAGUGCUUGUGAGUCGUAUUCUAGAAAGAGCUAUAAAAAGAAGCAGAGCUAUCGAUACGGAAGGACUUUGCAUAGUGGCAGGUGAAAAAGUAUGGACAAUACGGGUAGAUAUACACUUUCUUGAGCAUGAUGGCAACGUAAUAGACGCCGCCUGUAUCGCUGCCCUUACUGCUCUUUCGCAUUUUCGAAGACCUGAAGUCACUCUUGUAGGGACUGAAGUCACAAUCCAUCCGGUUGAACAACGUAAUCCAGUCCCUCUAAGUGUUCACCACAUGCCAAUAUGUGUGACUUUUGCAUUUUUCGAUAAGGGUGAAAUUUUAGUCGUUGAUCCUACUUUGCAAGAAGAGCAAAUUCGUGAAAGCGACAUGACAUUUACACUAAAUGAUCACCGCGAGAUAUGUGCAUUGUCAAAAGCAGGUGGCAUAGCGUUAAGUAUGGACAAAAUCGUGUUAUGCUCGAAAAUUGCAACUGUUCGGGUGACUGAAAUUCAUGAGCAAAUUAAGAAAGCUUUGGAAAAAGAUUUGGAAAGCCGGCGAGUGCCAUAG
Ambispora leptoticha is the source of this 2442-nucleotide messenger RNA. Lineage: Eukaryota; Fungi; Glomeromycota; Glomeromycetes; Archaeosporales; Ambisporaceae. The record is from the annotation of a GenBank genome assembly.